UCUUUCUUUUCCAUUCUUUUUCAUCUCUCCAUCUUCCUUCCUUCCUCCUUUCAGACAUUCAUUCUUUGAAACAUUAACCAACUUCAAACUCAUACCAAGAUGGCUGCUAUCAAUGUCGAAAGUCUCAAGGUGCUCUCUGAGAAGUACCCCAAGCCUAGCUAUCGCUUCGGCUAUGGCACUGCAGGAUUUCGUAUGAAGGCUGAGCUCUUAGACUCUGUCGUUUUCCGCUCCGGUAUUGUGGCGGCUUUGCGCUCCAAGAAACUCGACGGAAAAGUCAUUGGAUGCAUGAUAACUGCCUCUCACAAUCCUGCUGCUGACAAUGGUAUUAAACUUGUGGAUCCUUUGGGCGAGAUGCUCGAAUCCUCUUGGGAGGCUCACUGUACUGCAAUUGCGAACGCAGAGUCAAACGAAGAAAUUAUCGACUAUAUCCACACAAUGGUCAACAAUUUGAAGAUCGAUCUUACAAAGCCUGCCAAUGUCGUUAUUGGACGCGAUACACGCCCCAGUGGAAAGGGGUUAGUUGAAGCCUUCAUUGACGGCCUUAAAGUCCUUGACGCUACUUACACGGAUCAUGGUAUCCUCACCACUCCUCAGCUCCAUUAUAUCACUCGCUGCCUCAACACCGCUGGAACCCCCGAGGCAUAUGGUGAACCUACUGCGGAAGGGUAUUAUAAGAAGUUGGCCGCAGCCUUUAAGGUCCUAGUUGAGGGUAAGAAUAAGCUUUCGCCUCUGAUUUUGGACUGUGCCAAUGGAGUCGGAGCUCCCAAGUUCAAAGAAUUCCUACCUUACUUGGGUGAUGCCUUGUCCUGCAAGAUUGUGAAUGACGAUAUUGACAACCCGGUCAAUCUGAACCUCAAUGCUGGAGCUGACUAUGUCAAAGUCCAGCAGCGUGCACCCGUCGGACUGAAGACAGCCCCUAAUGAGCGCUAUGCUUCCUUUGAUGGUGAUGCUGAUCGUCUUGUCUAUUAUUAUCAGGAUGAUGAUGGCACCUUCAGGCUAUUGGAUGGUGACAAGAUUGCAGGCCUUGCCGCCAUGUUCAUCAUCGACAUCGUUAAGGCUGCAGGUAUUGACAGUAUUUCCGUUGGUGUUGUUCAAACUGCUUAUGCCAAUGGAGCCUCGACUCAAUAUCUCCGCAACACCUUGAAUGUGCCCGUCUCUUGCGUUCCCACCGGAGUCAAGUAUUUGCAUCAUGAAGCCACAAAGUACGAUGUCGGAGUCUAUUUUGAGGCCAAUGGACAUGGUACCGUUCUCUUCAGCCCCACUGCUCUCAAAACUAUCUACUCUACUGAAGGAUCCACCCCAGCUCAAGCUGUUGCCGUUCGCUCCCUUCGUGCGCUUUCGGAGGUCAUUAACCAAGCUGUUGGUGAUGCCUUCUCUGAUCUUCUCCUUGUUGAAGCCAUCUUGACACAGAGACAAUGGACCCCUAAGGUCUGGGACCAGGCAUACACUGACCUGCCUAAUCGUUUGGUCAAGGUCGUCGUUAAGGAUCGUUCCAUUUUCAAGACCGUCGAUGCUGAGCGCAAGUUGGUCGAGCCCGCUGGACUGCAGGAUGCAAUUGACGCCAUCGUCCUCAAGUUCCGAGAUGGACGCUCCUUUGUUCGUCCCUCUGGAACUGAGGAUGUGGUUCGUGUCUAUGCUGAGGCGGCCACUCGCCCUGAGACGGAUGAGCUCGCAUUCAGGAUUGGUGGACUUGUCUUUGACUACAACUCUUGCGGCUCUGGCACUCGUCCUCGCGAGUUUAUCUAGGCAGCGGAACUACACUAUUGCACAUACUCCUCCCUUUCCCUUCCUUUCCAUGAUCCCAUUGUAGAAUAGAUCGAAGAUAUAGCAUCUGGUCGCAAGUCUUCAUAUCCCAAACCCUUCUUAUCAAUGCUUACUUAUAGCCUUGAACAUUAAAAACAAAAAAAAAA
Messenger RNA from Lobosporangium transversale, 1910 nucleotides. RefSeq names its product N-acetylglucosamine-phosphate mutase-like protein. The transcript is spliced from 6 exons. The coding region runs from base 100 to 1746 and encodes 548 amino acids. NCBI's taxonomy places the organism in Eukaryota, Fungi, Mortierellomycota, Mortierellomycetes, Mortierellales, Mortierellaceae. Gene Ontology annotation, biological process: UDP-N-acetylglucosamine biosynthetic process; carbohydrate metabolic process. The record is from RefSeq and is a predicted model, not a curated record. Gene Ontology annotation, molecular function: phosphoacetylglucosamine mutase activity.